CCGCGACGUCCCCAACCGGCAUCGUCCUCGUGGACUGCUCCGAGGCCGGAAAGGUCAACCGCCUCAAGACCGUUUACCUCGAGAAGGUCGUGCCCCUCCUCGAGGAGGAGUUCUCCUACGAGAACAUCCACGAGGCGCCAAAGAUAGAGAAGAUAGUGGUGAAUUGCGGGAUGGGAGAUGCGGAGCAGAAUUCGAAGGGGUUGGAGGCGGCAAUGAGAGACUUGGCGCUGAUCACCGGGCAGAGGCCGGUGAAGACCAAGGCGAAGAAGUCCAUUGCAAGCUUCAAGCUGAGGGAGGGCGCCACCAUCGGCAUUGCCGUCACCCUCCGUGGUAAUGUAAUAUAUUCCUUUCUGGAUCGGCUUGUAAACCUGGGUCUCCCUAGGACCAGAGAUUUCCAAGGUGUUACGUCAGGUAACUGUUCAGCCGUGGCCUUGAGGCCGUCGCGGCUUGGUCCGAGUCCGGAAGGCGGUGGUCUACGGGUGGGGGAGCCCCUCGAGUCUACUGGAUCUCCAAAGGCGGCGAUCUCCGAAGGCUUCGCUCCUGCACAAAGGUCGGGUCGGGGUGCUCGACCCGACCCCUCCGACGAUCCAGUCAGUCAAAGAUGUGGAGGGGGUUUGGGAGGAGGAAAAACCUCCGUGGGUGGAGUUAUGCUGAGAGAGUUCUUUGGGGAGUUCAGGGGUAUUUAUAGACGGAUUUAGCAUUAUCGGAUGUGACCGCCCGCUAGAGCGGGAUGGUACUUCUGAUGGCGUCUGACGCGGCCGUUGGGGUCACGUGGUGGAGUGGUUUGCCGCAGGGUAUGGGCGGAAGCUGGUCGUCGCCUUGCCUUGCCGUGGUCAACCAUGCCUGGGUCGGGGGUUGCUGCGUGGUAGCGGAAGUUGUCAGCGCGGGUCUAAUCAACAUUAUUGUCUUCAGACUCGGGCAGCCUGGUGCCCAGGUGGGGCCGUCGUCGUGGCACGUCAUUCGGCCAUUAUUUCCCCUAUCACAAGGUGUCAACGCCAACAGUAUCGAUGGGCAUGGAAACUACAGCACCGGAUUUCGUGAUCGAAGUGUGUUUCCGGAGAUCCGAUAUGAAGCCCUGGGUAAGCAGAAAGGAAUGGAUGUUUGCAUCACGACCACGGCCAAGACGGAUAAUGAGGCUCAAAGACUGCUUUCUCUCCUCGGCAUGCCAUAUCGUGAGGGGGCAGCCUCAACAGCAGUGAUGGUGCGCAAGAAGAAGAGAAAGGCCAGGCCGCCCAUUUUGAUACCAAAUCUAAGGGAAGAAAGUAGUAGCCAAAUCUUUUUAACAUGUUGUGGGAUCAAGUGAGCUCCAUGAUUCAUGACCUGUUUCGAUCUAUUUUUUGGGUUCGUUGUGAGAUCAGAUGAACUCUGAUGCAAGUCCCGUUUCAAUCUACUUGUUAGGUUGGCUGUGAGAUCAACUAAAGUCUAUGAUUCAUGUCCUAUUUUAAACUGGGUAAAAGUCGAGAGGAAGAGGGAGACUUCCUAUUGACUCGCAAACUGCUUCACUGAGAAAA
Messenger RNA from Musa acuminata AAA Group (dessert banana), 1511 nucleotides. RefSeq lists its product as uncharacterized. The record is from RefSeq and is a predicted model, not a curated record. The transcript is spliced from 3 exons. Gene Ontology annotation, molecular function: structural constituent of ribosome; RNA binding. Gene Ontology annotation, cellular component: ribosome. The coding region runs from base 171 to 698 and encodes 175 amino acids. Lineage: Eukaryota; Viridiplantae; Streptophyta; Magnoliopsida; Zingiberales; Musaceae. Gene Ontology annotation, biological process: translation.